Spea bombifrons (plains spadefoot toad) is the source of this 4495-nucleotide messenger RNA. It is a transcript of the gene INF2, whose product is annotated as inverted formin 2. The coding region runs from base 198 to 4310 and encodes 1370 amino acids. Lineage: Eukaryota; Metazoa; Chordata; Amphibia; Anura; Pelobatidae. The record is from RefSeq and is a predicted model, not a curated record. The transcript is spliced from 23 exons. Gene Ontology annotation, molecular function: actin binding; small GTPase binding. Gene Ontology annotation, biological process: actin cytoskeleton organization.
CUGCAGAUACUUUGUAUUGUGUCACAUCACUUGUUGAGCUAAAAGGAAACAUUAGCUGGAAGGGACGCUUCUUAAGGAGGACAUUAAGGACCUUCAGCUUGGAGACAAGAGGAAUGGCUGAUCUGGAGACCUCUGGGAAUAAAUACUGAGUGAUUUACAGAAUUAAAUCCAGUGGAACAGAAGGAAACUGUGCCAAAAUGUCUACGAGUAAGGAAGGAGCCCAGAAGAAAUGGGCAACUUUGAAGGAGAAACUUAGCCCUCAAAGCCCAGACCAGAUAGAGGGUAACCUGGAGAACGCAGACCCUGAGCUGUGCAUUCGGCUCUUGCAAAUCCCAUCCGUUGUAAAUUAUUCUGCCCUUAAGAAGCGUCUGGAGAGCAGCGAUGACAACUGGAUGGUGCAGUUCUUGGAGCUCAAUGGACUUGACCUUCUACUGGAAGCUUUGGAUAGACUUUCCGGAAGGGGGGUUUCGAGGAUCGCCGAUGCCCUCCUGCAGCUCACCUGCAUAAGCUGCGUGCGCACGUUAAUGAACUCCACCAAGGGUAUCGAAUAUAUUGUUGAAAACGAAGGCUAUGUCCGGAAACUUUCUCGAGCACUGGACACGUCCAACAUUAUGGUCAAGAAGCAGGUAUUUGAACUGCUUUCCGCGCUCUGCAUCUACUCUCCAGAAGGACACGCUUUGGCCUUGGAUGCUCUUGAGCACUAUAAGGCGGUGAAGAGUCAACAGUACCGAUUCAGCGUCAUAAUGAGCGACCUCUCAACUACAGACAACACUCCCUACAUGGUUACCCUGCUGAGUUUCAUCAACGCCAUUAUUUUUGGCACGGAGGAGCUUCGGCUGCGCAUGCAGCUCCGGAACGAGUUCAUAGGUCUGCAGCUGCUGGAUUUAUUAACAAAGUUAAGGGACUUGGAGGAUGAAGACCUGCUGAUCCAGACUAUCGUUUUCGAAGAGGCCAAGUUGGAAGAUGAAGAGGAGCUCCUUAAGAUAUAUGGAGGGAUUGAUAUGAACAACCAUCAGGAGGUCUUCUCCACGCUCUUUAACAAAGUUAGUUCUUCGCCGCUCUCCGUACCGUUGCUGUCUAUUCUGCAGGGUCUGCUGCAUUUAGAUGUUUCUCACCCGUCCAGCCCUUUGCUGUGGGAAGCCCUGGAAAUCUUGGUGAACAGAAGCGUUCUCCUUGCAGAUGACUGCAAGGACCAUAACCUCGACGAAAUCAUGGACAGGCUCUUGGCUUCAAGAAAACAUCCAAGCAAGCAGAAAGCAGAAAAGCAAGACCGUCAGAGUCUUCAGAAAUUAAAUAAGAGUAUUCAGACUGACAAACCCAAAGAUGGCUUUCAGGAUGAAGACUUGGAAAUUGCAUCGCAAAGUCUCCUGACUCCAAAAGACUGCACGACAUUGGCCAGUGCAAAACCAGAUAUGGCUGUAACUGGGUCAUCCUUGUCUCCUCCACUGCCACCGCCUCCCCCUUGUCCACCUCUGCCUGGUGUGGGGUUAUCGCCUCUUCCCCCACCCCCUCUGCCUGGAAAGGGGAGCGCUCUGCCACCCCCUCCUCCUCCAUUGCCAGGGAUGGGUGGGUUCCCUCCACCUCCUCCCCCAUUGCCUGGGAUGGGUGGGUUCCCUCCACCACCUCCUCCUCUGCCAGGGAUGGGUGGUUUCCCUCCACCACCUCCUCCUCUGCCAGGGAUGGGUGGUUUCCCUCCACCACCUCCUCCUCUGCCAGGGAUGGGUGGGUUCCCUCCACCACCUCCUCCUCUGCCAGGGAUGGGUGGGUUCCCUCCACCACCUCCUCCUCUGCCAGGGAUGGGUGGGUUCCCUCCACCACCUCCUCCUUUGCCAGGGAUGGGUGGGUUCCCUCCACCUCCUCCCCCAUUGCCCGGGAUGGGUAAUAUUCCACCUCCACCACCAGGAAAGUUCACGGAUGAGAUUGUGGUUGCCCGUGUUGAUUAUUCAUUGGGUUAUUCAAGACAAGCUUGCCUCACAGUCAAUAGACCUUCUCUAAAAAUGAAGAAACUUAACUGGCAGAAAAUUCCGCCGAAUGUUGCCAAAGACAGACAUUCCAUGUGGGCCUCAUCGGGAACCAACGAGGACUCCUUAGAACCCAACUAUUCCAGUAUCGAGCAACUGUUUUGUCUUCCACAAGCAAAAGCUAAGGAAGAAGCCCCGGUAAAGAAAGCCCCAAAAGAGAUUACAUUUUUAGAUUCCAAGAAAAACCUUAACCUGAACAUAUUUUUGAAGCAAUUUAAGAGCACCAACGAAGAAAUAGUUGCCUUGAUUGAGAAGGGAGAUCGCUCUAAGUUUGACAUUGAGGUUUUGAAACAGUUCCUCAAGCUGCUUCCUGAAAAACACGAAGUGGAGAACUUAAAAGCAUUCCAAGAAGAUAAGUCCAAAUUAUCCAACGCAGACCGGUUCUACCUGUGUCUUCUUGGUGUCCCGAGGUAUCAGCUUCGCAUUGAAUGCAUGCUGAAUUGCGAAGAAGCCAGUCUUUUGCUUGACAUGCUGCGUCCGAAGGCACAGGUCGUCAGAGCAGCAUGCGAAGAUAUCGUUGCCAGCCAGAGGCUUCCUAUCUUCUGUCAGCUAGUCCUGAAAGUUGGAAACUUCUUAAAUUAUGGAAGUCACACUGGAAAUGCUAAUGGUUUUAAAAUAAGCACUUUACUGAAACUGACGGAGACCAAAGCGAAUCAAACGCGCAUUACGUUACUCCACCACAUAUUAGAGGAGAUAGAAGGCAAUCAUACAGAUUUGCUUCAACUUCCAAAUGACCUUGAGAAAGUGUCCUUGGCUGCUGGUAUUAACAUUGAAAAUAUAUACUCGGAAACGAGCAGCAACUUAAAAAAGCUAAAACGUCUUCAGGGGGACAUUUCUGCGUCGCCGAAUGAUAUUAAGGAGCAAUAUGGAAAACUAGUUCAGGACUGCAUUGAUUCACUUAACGAAUUGGACCAGGAACUCGAAGAAAUCUCCCAAAAGAAGAAACAGGUGGCUGAGUAUUUAUGUGAAGACUCGGACAAAUUGUCCCUGGAAGAUACCUUCUCGACCAUGAAAACCUUCAGGGAUCUGUUUCUAAAAGCAAAAAAGGAGAAUAAGGACCGGAAAGAGCAAGCGGUUAAAGCCGAAAAACGGAAAAAGCAACUUGAAGAGGAAGAAGCCAAGAGACAAAAAGGCGAAAACGGAAAAAUAAUCCGCAAAGGCGUGGUGAAGGUGGAAGAAGGCUGCGUCAUCGACGCUUUGCUGGCAGAUAUCAAAAAAGGAUUCCAGCUCCGCAAAACGGCCAAGAGCAAGACUGACGCGGACGCCGGCCAAAAGAACGCGAGCGGCGAGACACAUGGCAAACCCUUAGAAUCGGCGGAAGACCCCAAAAAAGAGACUGAUGUGAAAGUCAAAGCGGAUCAUAGCGGGGAGAGUUGUUCAGAUUCUUCAGUUAGGGUUGACGCUCCUAAAAACAGAGAGGAAUGCCGACCCGUCCCCAAGUCAACUAGCGCUUUAGAUGCUGGAGGAAGUCCUUGUGAGUCUUUCCUAAAAGAAAAUACUAGCGUUGAAAGCACCGGCCAACCAGCGUUUAUUACGCCUAUAUCUUUAAAUACCUCCACGUGUGUCAUAAAGGGUGAUCAUGUAGAGAACAUAAAUGUUCCUCAUUCCGUUAUCAACCAGGAAGAUCCAAGUCAUUCGAAAGACCCAAAAGAUCAUAAAAGCUCAAGUGGGAUGGACGUUGGUGAACCUGAUGGUCAGAAAAAUGCAGUUGAAAUUGAGGGACAACAAAAAACUACAGAUGAAACAGACUAUCGGAAUGAAAGAAACACCCCCGCGGAAUCUGGAGGAACGGACAUCCCAGCCCUGGAAAAUGCAGCAAUUAAAGACCCUUCACCAGCUCCAACAAAUCCAACCAAUGACCCCCUGACACCAUCUUCUGUUGAAUGCCGUCCAGUAGAACAUGAAAGUGCCUCUGGUCAGGGUGCUGUUCCAGAUGUGGACAGUGCCAUGGCUGAAGGCCCUGCACCGGUACAGAAGACUUCCUUGAGUGAGACACCAGCUGUUGACGAUGCCUUGGUAGAAGGUUCUCCAGCAACUGAAGGACGAGAUUUGGCUAAAAGUUCUCUGCCAGCUGAGGAAAGCGUAUUAGUUGAAGUGUCUCCGCCAGAUGAGGAAAAAGAUUUACUGAAUAGUUCUUCAAACUCAGCCCUCCGACGCCAACCAUCUGAUGACCAGAAGGGGAAGAGAAGUUCCGGAAGACACAAAAAGAAGAAAAGACACUCAAAAAGUGGAGAAGAGAUUGGAAUUGCUCCCGAAACUCAUAAAACAAACAGUUGUGUGAUACAGUGAGGUUAUAAACCGAAGGCAAAGAACAAGCAAUGAACUCCAUGAAACAUUCAUUCGCUCGGACGUUGUAAUCCAGCUUCAGCUUCUUGUACUGUUAAUGAAUUCACAAUAUAUAUUAUUUCAAAAGAUCAAAUGUAUAAAUGCAGAGAUUCGAGGAAAUCUGCGUCACCCUCGGUAAAAUCUUUAUU